AUUGCAUCGACUAGGUCACACAAUGGCGCUCUCGAAAGUGACAGAUAGGAUAGCGAAGCUAGUGAAUUGCGGUUCAAAGGCAUCUGCUUUUGUAAUAAAAGAAGCAACACCUAGAUUAAGUAAGUUCAAGGAGUAUGCACGGGUAGAAUUAAGACCACCUACACGUGCCGAUAUAAAACCAGCUAUGGAACAAGCAAACAAGCUAUUUACUGCUGCGAAAAGCGGUGCUUGGAAAAAUGUUACCGUCAAGGAGGGGUUUAUUAAUGCUUUAGUGACAGCAGAAGUGUUAUGUUGGUUUUUCAUCGGUGAAAUGAUUGGUCGAAGAAGCUUCCUUGGCUAUAGUCGUGUACCAGGUGCCUACUUGAAACACCAUUAAUCUUUCAACUAAGUAGCACUUUUGUUGAUCGCGAAUUGUGUAGAUAUUAUAGAACCUAAAUAUAUAAAACAGCAGACUCGUUAUGCACUAAUUUUUCUUGCUUAUAUUUGAGUCCGAGGUGACAGGAUUGAUAAGGCAUUCCCGUUCACUUAUGUGAUCAAAGUGAUGAUAGUAAAAGUGUGUGGGAUACACAAUCAUGGCAAGUUGCCGGCUAUUUCUGACUGGUGACAGUAUAAUGAUGGGCGUUUCAUACAAUCAUUUGGAAAUUGGGGUAUUUAAGACCUUAAGAGAUGUAAUGUUGAGGAUCCGCGCUGUCAUACAUAGGUCAACAGCCGCUCACCCAAACGUUUGGAAAGCCAAUAAACCUGCAGUCCGAAAUGCAGCAACCCUAGCUGACCGGUCUGUUAAUACACACCAGACUCGAGGAGGCUUGGAUGGGAUUUAGGAAUACACUAGAUUGCGUCACUGCACCCUUUGUACCUUGGUCUACACCUCGAAAACUCUCGCAUUAACCACCUUGGAUUCGUAAUGAAAUAAGGUUAUUAAGAAAACGGAAGAACUUAUGGGACCGGUUUGCUGUGACUGGGAGGGAGGAGUUUCGGAUGGAAUACCAAAAAUUUCGAAACCUGUGUAAGUAUAAGUUUGACUUAAGUUAGUACUGGAUUGUGUGCAUUAUCCAAAAAGACUGUAAUCGUUUAUCAAGCGCAGGAAUAAAACCAGCAGUGGUUUACCGUCCCUCAAUAGCAACACUGGAGAGGCGACCGAGUCAGAUGAAACAAGCUGAAAAGCUCUCCGAAUACUUUUGCGAUGUUUUCUUUCCUAAUCGUACCACUCAGGGGUGUAGCGAGGUCACUGAUGUAGCCAAUAAAAUGCCCACAGUUGUGGUACAGGAUGCAGUGGUUCUCUAACUACUGUCUGAGCUGAAGCCAGGUAAAUCACCUGGACCUGACGGACUUCACCCUAGACUGCUAAUCUCCUUGGCGGAUAUAAUAUACAUUCCACUUAUGGAGAUUUUUCAAAUGUCUCUGACCCAGGCUAGGCUACCCAGGAACUGGAAAGAUGCUUUUAUAAGCCCCAUCUUCAAAGAUGGGAAAGGCAGUUAGUAUCUAACUACAGGCCUGUAAGUCUGACUUGCAAUGUAGCAAAGAUGUUAGAAAAACUCAUAAGUGAUCAGCUCUUAGCUCAUAUGAAAAAACAUGGCUUACUGGGAGUAGAACAGCAUGGAUUCCGACCAGGACGAUCCUGCUUGACAAACUUACUGUUAGCUAGGGAAGACUGGGUCGAGGCCAGGGAUAAGAACCAUCUACUGGACGUUUCCUUUAUCAAUCUUAGUAAAGCACUCGAUAAGGUGUCCCAUUUAGGUCUUCUUAGUAAACUUAAACGUUCUGGAUUAGACUGACGUUUAUGUGAGUGGUUUAGUGACUGCCUGAUGGAUAGAAGGUAAGGGUUAAUGGUUUAGUGUCAAGGUGGAAAGCAGUACUAAGUGGAGUACCUCAGGGAACUGCACUUGGCCCCCUGCUAUUCCUAUUAUACGUAAAUGAAGUGCCAAAAGUUCUUACCUCACCUUCCUUACUAUUUGCGGGCGACAUUAAAAUAUGGAAAACCGUAAAUUGUAACGAUGAUAGGUUGGUACUACAAAACGAUCUAGAUAAAUUAACCGAAUGGGCUAACCUUUGGAGUCUGGAAAUUAAUUCCAAGAAAAGCGCUGUAAUGCACCUAGGUCAGAAGUCUUACACGUCGUAUUCCCUGAGGGACACAGAACUGCCAGAUGUUAGGGGACAAAAAGACCCAGGAAUUAUUGUAAGCCAUGACUUAAAAAC
This is a messenger RNA of Trichobilharzia szidati, 2196 nucleotides long. NCBI's taxonomy places the organism in Eukaryota, Metazoa, Platyhelminthes, Trematoda, Strigeidida, Schistosomatidae. The record is from the annotation of a GenBank genome assembly.